AAACAUGCGGCUUUGCUCGGUUUGAGAGGGCGACCUAGAUAUGCGCAGCGCUGCGCAUUUUGACGUCCGCGAAUGCCCGCUCAUUGGCCGACGCCGUUAAAUUCCCAGAAUUCCCCGCAGGUCCUCCACAUUUGGAUCCUGAGCUCUGAGUGUCAAGCCCAAGAUGGCACUUCAUCGGCUGUUCCAGCUGUCCUCCGUGGUGCGCUCCGCCGUGAGCCUGACCCUGCGCAGGAACCUCGGCAUCUCCGCUGUCGUCUUCAACAAGGCCAAGGAACUCGACCCCGUCCAGAAACUGUUCCUGGACAAGAUCCGCGACUACAACAUCAAGAGCAAGGCCUCUGGUGGCAUCGUGGACGCCGGGCCCGCUUACCAGAAGAACCUGUCUGAAGAGGUAACCAAACUACAGAGGCUAUACGGAGGAGGAGACAUGACCAAGUUCCCCGACUUCAAAUUCCCAGAGCCCAAACUGGAUGAAGUGGCGAAGUGAAUGCUGUCCAUGUUGUAUAUCUCCUACAUGUCACCAAUAUGUUGUAUUUAAUAAAGAUGGUAGACUGAA
Messenger RNA from Lates calcarifer (barramundi perch), 556 nucleotides. It is a transcript of the gene atp5pf, whose product is annotated as ATP synthase peripheral stalk subunit F6. NCBI's taxonomy places the organism in Eukaryota, Metazoa, Chordata, Actinopteri, Centropomidae. The transcript has 4 exons. Gene Ontology annotation, molecular function: proton transmembrane transporter activity. The coding region runs from base 164 to 487 and encodes 107 amino acids. The record is from RefSeq and is a predicted model, not a curated record. Gene Ontology annotation, biological process: proton motive force-driven ATP synthesis.